CCGAGUUACAGAUAAAAAUGACAGGAUGCAGUGGGUGUCUCCAACUGUCAACCCCACAAAAUGGAUGAGCCUCGGGAUCCCCGCAGAUUGUGUAGCCGAGUUCUAAUGUCCUUUAAAUGAUGUACAAUGCGCAUUCCUGGGCAUCAAAUCGCGGCUUGAAGUCUAGAUUUUGUGGCUGACAUAUACACUUUGAUUCCAGAGGUACUCUUCUCUUUGAAAGGCGAGAAGGACCUUUGAGCCAUGCAAUACCUACCAGAAAAGGACUAUGACCUCCCUCAACUUGAUUUGCUUACACUCUUGUUUGGUAUGGCCGCUCCGUUAUAAAAAAACAGAAGGAAUCUAAUGUUAGUAGAAUCAGCUCUCUCCCUGACGAAGGAGUCCACAGUUCUCCACGCAGAAGCUGCGGAUCCAACGAACCAUGUCACGAAAGCCCAGGCACGAACAAUAACCAAGCGCCUCGCCCAUGUCUUCCGUACGGAGUUUGGAAUCGGUGCUACCGGUCUUGGUAAAGAUGCUGUUCUGUGUAUUUCAGCAAACCAAGUCCUUUUGCCUGCUGUUUUCUACGGCAUAAUCGGCGCAGGAGGGGUAUAUGCUGCGGCGUCGACAGCGUUGACAUCUCCAGAGGUCACGAAACAGCUUCGACAAUCAAAAAGCAAGCUGGUAAUCACAUGUGUAGAGAACAAGACAAAAGCGCUGGAAGCUGCGCGGGAGUGUGGGAUCCCGCCGACCCGGGUACUCGUGCUUGAGAGCAUGGGCCACAAGCGGCUCCUGUAUGACACUGUCAACCCAGCGAGGGAUUUUCUCCAGAAUAGCUCUGAGCUAGAGUGGGAUCGAAUCACGGAUAUCGCGGCGUUGGAGAACACGACUAUCUGUCUCCUCUAUUCCAGUGGGACAACGGGCCCUCCCAAAGGUGUCAUGCUGUCACAGAUGAAUCUGGUCUCAGAGGCACUGUACACACAACUGAUAUUGCGCGAAUCCAAAAAAGGCUUCCCUCAUCUGAACGUACCGUACAGUACAAUCGGUCAUCUUCCUACGGCACACAUUGCAGGAGCGUUGGGAUACUUCAUCACGCCCGCUCUUGCUGGAGGCACGGUGUACUGGAUGCCCAGAUUCAACAUCGACGAGUUCAUCGAUUACUGCAAGAAAUAUCGAGUGACAUUCCUAGCAACAGCGCCUCCGGUAUAUCAUGCCAUUGUGCGAAGUAACAGCGUCUCGGACCACUUUAGUACCCUUGUGCGGGCAGAGUCAGGUUCAGCGCCACUUGAUGUCGGGCUCCAGGCACAAGCGGAAAAGAAAUUAGGUUGCAGCAUCAGUCAGCGAUGGGGCAUGACGGAAACGACUGGGAGCGUGACCACAAUGCCAUGGGGUCAGUCCGACAGCACAGGGAGUAUCAGUCCAUUACUCCCAAACACGAGGUUACGAAUCGUCAAUGAGCAGAUCAAGGAUGUUGAUAGGGAAGAGGAGGGGGAGAUCCUGCUCAAGGGGCCGAUGAUCUCGAAAGGCUAUUUCGACAACCCUGAGGCAACCCUUGACUCCUUCACACCCGAUGGCUGGUACAAGACAGGAGACAUUGGGGUCCACAAGAAUGGAAGAACCUAUGUGGUCGACCGCAAAAAGGUAAGCAGAGCAGCAAGUCAACGCUGGUUGACAUGCUAAUGCUAUGUAGGAGCUCAUCAAAUACAAGGGACUGCAAGUCUCUCCAGUGGAGGUAGAGGGAUUCCUCCGCACCCACGACAGCGUCGCAGAUGUUGCAGUUAUCGGCGCGCCGGACCCGGAUGCUCCAGGGAAUGAAUUGCCCCGCGCAUACGUCGUUCUCAAGCCCGGCAAAGCCGCGUCUGAAGCAGAACUUGAGGAGUACGUCAGGUCGAAUCUCGCCCGUCAUAAGCAGCUCCGUGGGGGCGUUAUGUUCGUGGACGAGAUACCGAAAAGUGCAUCUGGAAAGGUUCUCCGAAGGAUAUUGAGAGACCAAGCAAGAAGUGCGAUGAGGAAAAAGGCGAAGUUAUAGAUGCAGUGACGAGGUCCACUUUAGAUUUCAAACAUGUCUCAACUAGAGCAUCGAGUCAGCACAUUUCACAAUGAGAGUUUUCAAGAGUAUUCAACAAAGAAAUGUUCGAUCAAUAUCAAUAGCAAUAUCAAUAGCAAUCUCAAGGAGGAUGAAAGAAGGGGAAGUGAUUUUGGAUCAUCGACAUUAGAGCCAUGUCCGCUUAC
Aspergillus calidoustus is the source of this 2208-nucleotide messenger RNA. NCBI's taxonomy places the organism in Eukaryota, Fungi, Ascomycota, Eurotiomycetes, Eurotiales, Aspergillaceae. The record is from the annotation of a GenBank genome assembly.